AUGUCGCACCAGACGGGUAUCCAUGACUUAAGAGAGUUCCUGGUGAAGGCGAGGAGGGGAGCUGUCAGACUGGUGAAGGUUGUUAUAAGGAGCGAGCAGCUGGUGUUGGGAGCUUACAAAGAGGUGUCUCAGAGCUGGGAUCAGGACUAUGAUGUAUAUGUCCUGCCCAUGCUGGACGGUCUAGAACCCUGUUAUAUCCUUUACCGCCUCGACACACAGAACCAACUGGGAUAUGAGUGGCUGUUUAUCUCCUGGUCACCAGACCACUCACCAGUGAGGUUAAAGAUGGUGUACGCUGCUACCCGAGCCACACUGAAGAAAGAGUUUGGUGGAAGUCACCUCAGAGAUGAACUGUUUGGAACAGUCCAAGAAGACAUCUGUUUCCAAGGUUAUCUGCGACACCUGUCUUCCUCUUCCACCCCGGCCCCUCUCACUACUGCUGAGCAACAGCUCCAUCAGAUUAAAAUAACAGAGGACAAAGUGGCACGGGAUGAGCGAAGAUGGAUUCCCACUGUGAGCGGACAAGCAAAGACAGAGAUCAGCGUGGAGAGUAAAAAUCCAACUUUGCAGGGUUUGGCAUUUCCAUUGCAAGAAGAGGCUAAACAUGCUUUACAGCAGCUUAAACACAAACGCAUCAACUACAUCCAACUAAGGCUGGACACCGAGCGAGAGACAAUUGAGCUGGUCCACACUAGUCCUACAGAGACCAAAGAGCUGCCAAGCAGAAUCCCAACUGAUGCCCCACGAUACCACUUUUUCCUUUACAAACACACCCAUCAAGGACAGGCACUGGAAGCUGUAGUUUUCAUCUACUCCAUGCCUGGGUAUAGUUGUAGCAUCAAAGAAAGGAUGCUUUACUCCAGCUGUAAGAAUCGACUGCUGGAUGAGGUAGAGAGAGACUAUCACAUAGAGAUCGCCAAAAAGAUGGAGAUUGAUAGUGGAGAGUGCCUGACAGAGGAUUUCCUGUAUGAAGAAGUUUACCCGAGGCAGCAUGCUCUUAAACAAGCCUUCACCAAGCCAAAGGGCCCAACAGGGAAACGAGGGAACAAGCGUCUAAUCCGAGGAGCUGGAGAGAAUGGAGAUGAGAGCUAGAAUCAUACAGUCAAAACAUGUCAAAUGGCAUCUGAUACAACGGUUUAAUUUCUCCCCUCAAUGGCCUGUAGCCUAUUUCUUGCCUGAGCUAUCCUUUUCAUAGUUAUGAUUUUUUAUGUUAGAUUUUAACUAGUCUUUUUUCA
Molecule: messenger RNA, 1235 nt
Organism: Carassius auratus (goldfish)
Lineage: Eukaryota; Metazoa; Chordata; Actinopteri; Cypriniformes; Cyprinidae
Product: twinfilin-2-like
Exons: 11
Coding region: 1-1092 (363 amino acids)
Biological process (GO): actin filament depolymerization; regulation of lamellipodium assembly; barbed-end actin filament capping
Cellular component (GO): cytoplasm; myofibril; actin filament
Molecular function (GO): actin filament binding; actin monomer binding
Source: RefSeq, a predicted model, not a curated record